UCUGUCUUUGUUGAAUGAGCUAAAUUUAGAAUGCCCUCCUCGAAUCUCGCCCUUCCUCCAUGGAAAUGGAAGACGGAACAAACAAACAAACAACAACAAUGGUUCUGAUCUCUGACUCUUAGUGACCUGCACGAUCUCCUCUCGUUUUAGUUAUUUUUAGGAUCACCACAUGACCAUUUCUCUUCACGUUUCCACUUUUCUUUUUCUUCCUAAUUCCCUCAUCCUUUCCUCUGCCUUUCUCCAUUCUUCAUUUCCUUAUAUCCCCUUUCUGCCAUUUCUUUCACCAAUUCUUUUUUGUUUUCUUUUCUCGUUGGGUUGGGUUCUCUUCCAUUUUGUUGGUUUCUUUUGCCUGGACCUCAUUGCUCCUACCUCUAUAUCUUUUGACUCCAAUUCUCUCCCAUUUCCCACCCAAUUCUGUCUCUCUCUGUAGCUCUUUCGACCCACUUUUUUCCUUUGUCUGUAGGUGGGCAAAGUCUGUUUCUUUUGUCUGCCAUUUGGGGGUCUGAUUCUGUAUUUUUCUUUGGUGGGGUGGAUGGUCUUUUGAGGAAAUGGGUCUGGAAGAAGGAAAUGGUUCUCCUGAGAAAAAGGAAGCUAAAGAAGAACAGGGGGAGGACAGUGUUGGAUUGAGUAGAAAAUUGAGCGAAACUUCCAUAUGUGCACCAGAGGAGGAUGAAGAUGAGGAGGGAAGGAAGAUCGAGUUGGGUCCUCAGUGUACCCUCAAAGAACAACUUGAGAAAGAUAAGGAUGAUGAGAGCCUCAGAAGGUGGAAGGAACAGCUUCUUGGGAGUGUGGAUAUCGCUGCUGUAGGAGAAACUUUGGAACCAGAGGUAAAGAUCCUGAGCCUAGCGAUUAGAACCCCAGAUAGGGAAGACAUUAUUCUACAGGUUCCUGAGAAUGGAAACCCCAAAGGCCCCUGGUUUACUUUGAAGGAAGGUAGCCGUUACAACUUAAUCUUCACCUUCAAAGUUAGCAAUAAUAUCGUUGCUGGUCUCAAAUAUGCCAAUACGGUCUGGAAGACUGGUGUCAAGGUCGAUAGCUCAAAGGAAAUGCUGGGAACUUUCAGUCCUCAGGAGGAACCUUACACUCACGAAAUGCCUGAAGAUACAACCCCAUCUGGCAUGUUUGCUCGAGGAUCAUAUUCAGCAAGAUCCAAGUUCGUUGAUGACGAUGAUAAAUGCUACUUGGAAAUCAAUUACACGUUUGAUAUCAGGAAAGACUGGCAGUCAUCUUAAGAGGAAGAAAAAAAAAAGAAAGAAAAAACAUCAGGACAGAAUUAAUUGUACUGUACCCAAAUAUUGUGUGUGUUGGUUUUGUGUUUGAUCAAUCUCUCUUUUGUGAA
Messenger RNA from Momordica charantia (bitter melon), 1339 nucleotides. RefSeq names its product rho GDP-dissociation inhibitor 1. Gene Ontology annotation, biological process: Rho protein signal transduction. Gene Ontology annotation, molecular function: Rho GDP-dissociation inhibitor activity; protein binding. The record is from RefSeq and is a predicted model, not a curated record. Lineage: Eukaryota; Viridiplantae; Streptophyta; Magnoliopsida; Cucurbitales; Cucurbitaceae. Gene Ontology annotation, cellular component: cytosol; membrane; cytoplasm.